UUUGUAUUCAUACAUACAUUUAUUUUUCAUUCAAUUUAUCCAUAUUUAUUUAUUUAGAAAUGUCCGGAAAACGACUUCCGUUGUGUCCUUGACCACAACAUGUGUCAGAGUGAGAUGUCACUCCUUUAUUCUUCUCUUGGGCAUGAGUUGUGCGCAUGUGCAGAGUCAACAUCCACUCCCGUGACACCGGAAAGUGAGUGAGUCAUCUUCGUGCAGAGAGGAUCUUUGAGCUUCACCAUCUCUGAGCGGUCGGUGCUUGAAGCGGCUCCCGGAGCCUACACACGUUUUACCGGCAGCUUCUUCCGGACCCAGGAGGCGGUCCGGGUCCGGUUCUGGGUGACCCGGGUCCCCCCGCCCGCUCAGCCGCACACGUGACCGCGGUGAUGCCGACAGCCCGCGGACACCAAGGCGACAAGAAACCGUGAAGCAUCAUGGGAGAUGGACGAGCCAGCUGAGGGCCAAUCAGAGGCUGACACACACACACACACACACACACACGCACACACACACACACACACACACACCAUGGAGCAAGGCUUCAGCUUCCAUACGUGGAGGGCGCUGGCGGCGGAGCCGGCCUACACCGACGUGUCCCUGCCGGCGGCGCAGCGCGUGCGUGCGUUAGCUAAGAUGGGCCGCGGCGUGGAGGUCAGCCAGGAGGUGGCGCCGCGCCGCUACCUGCGCUGCGGCGUGGAGAUGGAGCGCCGGGCGGAGGCGUACCUGGAGGAGGGCCGGCUGGAGAACGCCUACGUGCUCUACACCAAGUUCAUCACUCUGUUCGUAGAGAAGCUGCCGGCCCACAAGGACUACCGGCUCUGCAGCCUCCAGGAGAAGAGGACCAUCAUGCAGGUCUGGACCCCUAGACCCCUAGACCUGGACCCCUAGACCUGGACCCCUAGACCUGGACCCCUAGA
This is a messenger RNA of Pseudoliparis swirei, 914 nucleotides long. RefSeq names its product AMSH-like protease. The transcript is spliced from 4 exons. The record is from RefSeq and is a predicted model, not a curated record. NCBI's taxonomy places the organism in Eukaryota, Metazoa, Chordata, Actinopteri, Perciformes, Liparidae. Gene Ontology annotation, cellular component: membrane; endosome. Bases 439 to 885 code for a protein of 148 amino acids. Gene Ontology annotation, biological process: protein K63-linked deubiquitination. Gene Ontology annotation, molecular function: K63-linked deubiquitinase activity.